Messenger RNA from Trichosporon asahii var. asahii CBS 2479, 1710 nucleotides. RefSeq lists its product as uncharacterized. Gene Ontology annotation, cellular component: nucleus. Gene Ontology annotation, molecular function: DNA binding; DNA-binding transcription factor activity, RNA polymerase II-specific; zinc ion binding. NCBI's taxonomy places the organism in Eukaryota, Fungi, Basidiomycota, Tremellomycetes, Trichosporonales, Trichosporonaceae. The transcript has 6 exons. The record is from RefSeq and is a predicted model, not a curated record. The coding region runs from base 1 to 1710 and encodes 569 amino acids. Gene Ontology annotation, biological process: regulation of DNA-templated transcription; DNA-templated transcription.
AUGGAGCCAGUCCCUCCCGGGCUGUACAGCGGCACGACCCGCAAGCAGAAUGUAGCUUGUGAUGCUUGCCGCAACAAGAAGAUCAGAUGCAAGCGGCAGACCACUUCCCAGCGCUGUGAACAAUGCGUCAGCAAGGACCUGGAGUGCACGUCAAACUACAUCGAGCAGCUGCAGAACAAACCGCGGCGUCCGCGCAGGUUCAAGAGUAACGAGGAGCACCCCAAGGAGCGAAGACCGUCCGACCAUGAGCUGCGGUCGCCCGGCCCAGCCAUUCGUCGCGCGUCAGCACCCAAGGCCCCGCAGUCUUCCCAGGGGUCUUCUUCCACUGGUAGAAUUGGAAUGGAAGACGCCCUCGCCAUGAUUGCCUGGGUUACUCCACCGCGAAAUUCCGCGACAGCCAAAGAUCCCUCAGCGGGCCAAGUGGAUCUUCUGCGGUAUAUGUUCUGUCCUGCUCCCGUCACACAUCACGAGUGGCGGUACUCUGACGUGUCGUCGCUCGAGCAAGCGCGCGCUGGCACCUGCGAUCUAUGGGACGAGGAAGGCGGCGCACUCUGGGACGACGCCCCUAGCGCCGCACAUCUCUCGCUGUGGGGAGGCGGUGAAGCCGAGUUGGCUUCAAUGGCGAUAGAGCUUAUCGAUACGUUCUUCGCCGUUGUGUACUCUCGGUUGCCGAUACUGGACGCUCAGUCAUUCAUGAACCGAUUUACGUCACCCAACACGGAUCCGAACGGACCCCUCAACCCUGCACUAUUGGCAAGCGUCCUCGCCUUCGGCGCAAAGUUCGCAGACCACCCUACCUUCACUGCGGACCGUGACGAGUGCGCCGCUCGAGAUGCCGAUGACGCGGACGGAAGUCGCAGCCGCAGGGGGUACUCACGUAGUCGGUGCCGCAUGGCACAGCUCCUAGCUGUGCGUGCCCGGGAAGUGGCAGAGGUUCACAAGGCGUAUCGCAUUCCGACGCUCGCGAACGUGCAGGCGCUCAUCCUUUUAGAGAACUUGUUUGGACCAGAAUACCGAGCGACCUAUCUCUCAGCUGCCGCCCGCCUCAUGGAUGAGCUCGAGGACCUUCCAAUCCUGCAUGUGGACUCCCAGCAGGACGAAAAGAUCCGCACCCAGCUUACUAUCCAUCUUCUCGCCGGCUUUGAAACUGCCUUCUAUCGUCUUCGUCCAGAAACUUUCCAAGGUGUCGGCGAUGUGGCUCCGCUGCUUUCCGUGGUCGCUGGAGGCGAGGAGGACGUAGGUGCUCUUCUUUUUCCAUUGCUAACCUGCCAGAUCUGGCUCGCUGCCGCCCGCAUGGCCAUCGCCGUGUACCGGCGGUUGAGCAGCGCUCUCGCGCAGCCGCAAGUGCACGCCAACGGCGUUCCAUUGUCAGUCCUGCGGGACAUGGUGCACGAUCACUCGUCGUGGCGAGACCUCUACCUGUCCAAACUUGGCCUGCCAGUGCCGUGGCCAGAGGACUGGGACUUUAACAUGACGGUACGGGCAGCGUCGACGGACAUCCUGUACCAUGCACUGUGGCUUGUGGCCGAACGCGCGGUCCGCGACUUCGGCAUCCAGGAGCGCGAGGAUAACUCUGUCACGGGCAUGGUCGGCUUCGAGGUGACGCAGAUGCGCGAGCGUCUGAAGCAGGAGGCGCUGCACAGCGCCAUGCGCAUUUCCAUGGUGGCGGUGCUGAGCACGGAGCAGGGACAUCUCCGGCUCGAUCCGUAA